AGGAGCAACAGUUGACACCAGACCAGACAGACCAGUCCUCCAGGUUCCAGGUUCCCAGUUCCCAGUGUCCAUCCAAGGAGAGAAGCAAGUGAAACGGAUUAAAACGAUACUUGAAAUAAUCCCGAGGACAACAACAUACAACCAGUGCAAACAGCAACGGCAACAGCGCCAACAUGAAGCCCGACCUGCUCUCCGUCUGCAUUCUGGCCACCCUGAUCUUGGGCUGUAGCACACGGCACGUCUUUGGCUUUCUGACUUCCCAGAGCCAAACGGCCGCAGCCGCAGCACCCGCCACAGUGGAUGGUGGCGUCGAUGGUGCAUCCUCGCCACAGAGACUACAUCUGGCGCCCAUCUUUGGUGGCCUCCAGUCCCAUCAGGCGCGUCGUCAGGGCCCCCCAUCGCUGGAUGCCGAUGCCCAGGAACGAGCGGUUUACGAUCCCGGCGAUGAGCUGCUGCACGCCCUGAAUGCCGAAGAGGAGCGUGAGCGGGAGCAGGAGCAGGAGCAGGAGCUGGGCCUUAGACUGGGCAUGGCAAUGAUCCCCCAGCAGCAGCAGCAGCAGCCCGACUAUGCGGACACCGUUUACAAUGAACUGGAGUUGGCCAAUCAGUUUGAGACGCUCAAGAAGCUGGAGGAGGAUUUACGGGCCGAGCAGGAGUUGGUGGACAAAUCCGCUUUGCUCAUGAAAAUGCUGGAGGACCCCACGCUGGAGACUUUGCCCCUGGUUUACGUCGAAGAGGAGGAGGAGCAGCCCGAGGGCGUGAUUGCUUCCGCCCCGGCCACGGCCACGGAUGAGUAUGCCGAAAUUGAGAACAGCGUUCAGGACCUGGUCCUGGGCCAGAGCAAGCCGAAGCGUUCGCGCUACUACCGUCGCUAUCCGUGGAAGCGUCACAACAAGAAUCGCGGUUCUUACAUGAAUUCUAUCAACAGCAACUAUGAACCGGAGCUGCGUUACGCCUGUACGCCCAGCAAGGAGGAUAUCCUGAAGCUUCUCAUCAAUCUCCAUGAGAAUCGCAAGGGCAAUCACAGCAAGACCGUGAACUUUUGCAAUCGCAAGCGUCCGGCCAAGGCGGUCUUCACCAAUAUACGAUUUCUGGGCUAAGAAGAAGACGGACUCUCCUAUAGGACCCUAGAGGACACACACACACACACAAACACACAGCCACACACACGUACAGAGGACACACAUAUGUAUACCAAGCAUCAAUUGUAUAUUGCUGACAAAGUCGAGCGCUAAACUGGAGAACAACAAGCACUAACAAUUAGCCUAAACUAACUAACUAAAGCAAACUUUGUAGAGAACAUUUAGAGCGGAUAUCUCGUGCUCCUUUCUGCCCUCGCCCCCACAACCCCUUCUACCUUAACUCUAAUUGUAGACAAUUAAAACUUUUAUAGUAGCUCUCAAUGUGUUGUAUAUACUAACUAUUUAGACAAAGUUCUAUUGUUCUCGUUCUCGUUCCAAGUGUUAAUUGCUAAACGAAACGAUUACGAACAAAAAAUAUAUGUUGCCAUAUCAUUAAAACGUUUUAAUCGUCCCGUGAACGGUCCCGUCUCUCCCUCACGGUCCAAGCCACGAGUAUUAUAAUCCAAUAAACGGAGCCCCGCAACUAAAUAUCAUUGCUAUAUCAAUGUGUAUAUAUAUACCGAUAUAUCUACGUGUGUACUAAUAUCUAUGUGUAUGUAUUAUCUGCUAUAUAUAAUGUAAAGUCGAUAAAUAAAUCCUUAAAAUACAA
Drosophila persimilis is the source of this 1731-nucleotide messenger RNA. RefSeq lists its product as uncharacterized. NCBI's taxonomy places the organism in Eukaryota, Metazoa, Arthropoda, Insecta, Diptera, Drosophilidae. The coding region runs from base 174 to 1100 and encodes 308 amino acids. The record is from RefSeq and is a predicted model, not a curated record. The transcript is spliced from 5 exons.